Notolabrus celidotus (New Zealand spotty) is the source of this 3415-nucleotide messenger RNA. It is a transcript of the gene ivns1abpa, whose product is annotated as influenza virus NS1A binding protein a. Lineage: Eukaryota; Metazoa; Chordata; Actinopteri; Labriformes; Labridae. The record is from RefSeq and is a predicted model, not a curated record. Gene Ontology annotation, molecular function: protein binding. The coding region runs from base 529 to 2481 and encodes 650 amino acids. The transcript is spliced from 15 exons.
UCCCGUCCCUUACCGGCCACACUGUCAGAUCUGGUCCAGACUAGACGCAGAGUGGACGUGCUUCUCCUACAGAGAGGGAUCAGACUACCUACAGCAGCCCGUCAAAGACCUGCCUGAAGCCGCGUUGCGCCUUUCUUCUGUCCCGAACCAACCAAACUCUGAAUUCGCUCUAAAUAUGUCUAAUAUCGUUUGUUGUCAAACGCCUCAGGUUAUAAUGUAUGACCAACACAGAAUAAGGACAACUCUAUAGCCAACGGGAUCCCGAGGACUUGAUUACAGUCGCUUCAAGCCUGAUAGUUUGUCCGUGCGGCUGCUCCCCCUCUCCCUUCUGCUCACGCCUGUCGAGUCAACUGGCAUUCUUCUAACUACUUCCCCUUCCUCUCCUCCGGUGAAGAAGACUCGGAUUCCUCUGUGAGUUCAGUCUGCUUUGCUUGUCGCCUUCUUUCGGUUCCUCUUCUACUCUCAGCAGUGGCUCUUUUCCUGGAUUUACAUUAUACUCCAUUAGACAAAACUUCAGAAUUUGCCAAAAUGAUUCCCAACGGCUAUUUGAUCUUUGAGGAUGAGAGUUUCCUGGAUUCUACCGUGGCCAAAAUGAACGCUCUGAGAAAGAGUGGUCAGUUCUGUGACGUUAGACUGCAGGUGUGUGGUCAUGAGCUUAUGGCUCACCGUGCUGUUCUGGCUUGCUGCAGUCCCUACCUGUUUGAGAUCUUUAACAGUGACAAUGAGCCUCACGGAGUCUCACAUGUCACCUUUGAAGACUUGGACCCAGAGGCUGUAGAGAUCUUGCUCAACUAUGCCUACACUGCCCAGUUGAAGGCUGACAAGGAGCUGGUGAAGGAGGUUUACUCUGCAGCCAGAAGGUUCAAGAUGGAGCGGGUCAAACAGAUUUGUGGCGACUACCUGCUGUCUAAAAUCGAUUCCCAGAACGCCAUCUCUUUACGUAACUUUGCCAGCUCUAUGGGAGACGCCAGAGUUUUGGCCAAGGUGGACGUCUUCAUCCAGGACCAUCUUCUGGAAGUGUCUGAACAGGAGGACUUCCUCAAACUUCCCCGCCUUAAGUUAGAAGUAAUGCUAGAAGACAACCUGACUCUGCCCAGCAACGGCAAGCUCUACUCCAAGGUGCUCAGCUGGGUGCAGCGGAGCCUUUGGGAGAACGGAGACCAACUGGAACGACUCAUGGAGGAGGUACAAACACUGUACUACUCACCUGACCAUAAGCUGGUGGAUGGAGGGCUGGUGAUUGAGGGGCACAGUGAGGUGUUUGGUGGCGAGGAGGACUACCUUCAGUUUGUGCAGAAGAAACCGGUGCGAGAGAGUGCCCAGAGACAGAUGAGCUGCAGCUCCUCAGGAAGCCUGUCGCCCUCCAAACAAGCAGCUAAUGCCCCCAAACUGACGGCCAGGAGAGAGUGGAAGUACAUCGCCUCUGAGAAGACCACAAACAACACCUACCUGUGUCUGGCCGUGCUGGACGGCGUGUUGUGUGUGAUCUUCUUGCACGGCCGCAGCAGCCCUCAGACCUCUCCCUCUGCCACCCCCUGCCUGAUGAAGAGCCUCAGCUUCGAGGCCCAGCCCGAGGACCUGGAGGAGCAGCCGCUGUCACCAAUGCACUAUGCUCGCUCCGGCCUGGGAACUGCAGCUCUGAAUGGGAGACUCAUCGCAGCAGGAGGCUACAACAGAGAGGAGUGUCUGAGGACUGUGGAGUGUUACGACCCCAAAGAGGACCGCUGGACUUUCAUCGCUCCCAUGCGGACUCCGAGGGCUCGAUUCCAGAUGGCUGAGCUGAUGGGUCAGCUGUACGUGAUCGGAGGCUCCAACGGACAUUCUGAUGAGCUGAGCUGCGGGGAGAGGUACGAUCCACACGCCGAUGAAUGGGCUCAAGUGCCAGAGCUGAGGACCAACCGCUGCAACGCAGGAGUCUGCUCAUUAAACAACAAGCUCUACGUGGUGGGAGGGUCAGACCCCUGUGGGCAGAAGGGCCUGAAGAACUGUGAUGCUUUUGACCCUGUGACAAAAACCUGGUCCAACUGCGCCUCUCUUAACAUCCGGAGGCACCAGGCUGCGGUGUGCGAGUUGGAAGGCUUCAUGUACGUGAUCGGAGGAGCAGAGUCGUGGAACUGUCUGAACACUGUGGAACGUUACAACCCGGAGAACAACACGUGGACCCUGAUCGCCCCCAUGAACGUGGCUCGCAGGGGAGCUGCUGUCACCAUCCACGAAGGCAAACUGUUUGUCGUUGGCGGUUUCGACGGCUCCCACGCGCUCCGCUGUGUGGAGGUGUACGACCCCGCCCGAAACGACUGGAGGAUGCUGGGUGGCAUGACAUCAUCACGCAGCAACGCCGGUGUGGCCAUGCUGGGGGAGACCAUCUACGCUGUGGGCGGCUUCGACGGCAACGAGUUCCUCAACACGAUUGAGGUGUACAACCCAGAGAAGGACGAGUGGAACGACUGCACCCAGACCCCGUCUCCCCUCUCUGACUGAGGAGGGGGGAGGAGGGAGGGGGAGGGGGGGAGGGGAGUUACACAGCGCUUCACCUUUUCCCAAACUAACAGGCUUAGUGACGUAAUCGUGUUUCGUGAUGUUCAGUGUGUAUGAGCGGAUGGGAGGGAGGGAGUGAGGGAGGGAGGGGGGGGGUUGUUGGGAUGAGGGGUCUUCAGUGAAGACUGGCUUAUAUUAGGUGUGUGGGGAUGAAUUGGGUUGUUGCCCAUAAGCAACAUGACGCCUUUGCAUAUUGCAUACACUGUUUUUUCGUGCUGUAUAUAUUUUGUUUCUUCCUCAUUUUGUCAUAUGCCAACAUUUAAUACACUUAGUGCUUUUCUUUUUCUCUUGGAGUUGAAGGUUUGUCACUUCGUUAAGGGUUUUCAGAUGAGCUAGCUUUCAGUGGUCACAUGGAAGGCAGCAGUAUGGAGUGGUUACAGUUGAGUUUUUAUUUAAGAGUAUUUCUGUUGUGAUGAUAAUGUAAUUAAACUCACAUAUUUAAAGGUCAGUGGUUUGAAGCCUUACUCUGAGUGCGAGUUGAUAAACACCCGUCAUGGCUUUUUGUGUCAUUUUAAACAAGCUGGAAUUGCUUUUUGAAUCUUAAACAAUGGCCUUUUUUAUAUUUUUUAUACACUGCUGAUUUACCGAAAUAAAGUAAAAGUAGUAGCAGACGGCUUCAGUCAAUGAAUCUAACCAGUGCCAGUUUUAGUUCCUUUUUUGUGCACACACCACACACGCACAACCAUGCUUCUGCUAACCAAACUUUGUUAUUGUAAUUAAACUAAUUGAUGUACGUAGAGAUGCAGUUUACUGAAGAUCCUUUUUUUCUUUAGUGUUUUAAAGUGUCAGGCAUUGGCAGAUUCUUCUGGAAGGAAUGUUAGAGCGAGAAAAUUAUCACAUUUGUAACAUUUCUUAAUUAAUAAAUCAUUUAAAUCUA